This is a messenger RNA of Arachis duranensis, 1741 nucleotides long. RefSeq names its product COMPASS-like H3K4 histone methylase component WDR5A. Gene Ontology annotation, cellular component: Set1C/COMPASS complex. The coding region runs from base 367 to 1332 and encodes 321 amino acids. The transcript has 3 exons. Gene Ontology annotation, molecular function: histone binding. The record is from RefSeq and is a predicted model, not a curated record. NCBI's taxonomy places the organism in Eukaryota, Viridiplantae, Streptophyta, Magnoliopsida, Fabales, Fabaceae.
AGAAACCAGUUUCUCCCCCUCUCAGGCUUCCCCUCACUCAGAGCUCUUCCCCAUUCUUCCUUGAAAACCCUAGCCUCCACUGCGCCGCUGCUGGUCUCACCGUCGCCGCCAGCUUACCAGUGUUCGCUGCCAGCUUCCCGUCCCCCGUGGUCCGUCGCUCUCCCUCAAAUCUCUGGUCACUGCCCUCGCCGAAGGGAAACACUGAAUGAUAUGUGAUUGAUCGCUACUACGUCAACUUGAAAGUAAUUGUGUGCAAAGUUUAAAUGUUGUUAAUUUCACUUUAUGCUUAAUACCAACACGCCUCACUCUUAGAAAACAGAACCCUCAAGUUUUUAUUAGAGGAACAAUCCACAGACCGAGAGUAAAAUGACGACGGAGCCAUCGGAAUCGUUCAAGCCAUACACCCUGUCACAAACCCUAACUGGCCACAAGCGCGCCAUCUCCGCCGUCAAGUUCUCCUCCAAUGGCCGUCUCCUGGCAUCGUCGUCAGCGGACAAGACCCUCCGCACUUACGCCUUCACCAACUCAGACUCUGAGUCCGGCAGCCGCACUCUGUCGCCGAUGCAGGAGUAUGAGGGCCAUGAGCAGGGCGUCUCCGAUCUGGCCUUCUCCUCAGACUCUCGAUUCUUGGUCUCCGCCUCCGAUGACAAGACCCUCCGCCUCUGGGAUGUACCCACCGGCUCCCUCAUCAAAACCCUCCAUGGCCACACCAACUACGUCUUCUGUGUUAACUUCAACCCCCAAUCGAACAUCAUUGUUUCUGGUUCCUUCGAUGAGACUGUUAGGGUUUGGGACGUUAAGUCCGGUAAGUGUCUUAAGGUCCUUCCAGCACAUUCUGACCCUGUCACCGCGGUCGAUUUCAACCGCGACGGUUCUCUUAUUGUUUCUAGUAGCUACGAUGGGCUCUGUAGGAUUUGGGAUGCCUCCACUGGCCACUGUAUGAAGACUCUCAUUGACGAUGAGAACCCUCCUGUUUCCUUUGUCAAGUUCUCCCCUAAUGGCAAGUUCAUCCUCGUUGGCACGUUGGACAACACUUUGAGGCUUUGGAACUAUUCUACUGGCAAGUUUCUGAAGACCUACACCGGUCAUGUUAACUCAAAAUAUUGCCUUUCAUCCGCGUUUUCUAUAACAAAUGGGAAGUAUGUUGUUGGUGGCUCAGAAGAUAAUUGUAUAUACUUGUGGGAACUGCAGACAAGGAAAAUAGUGCAGAAAUUGGAAGGCCAUUCUGAUACUGUUGUAUCCGUCUCGUGUCACCCGAUGGAGAACAUGAUCGCUUCCGGUGCUCUUGGCAAUGACAAAACUGUGAAGAUCUGGACCCAACAGAAAGACUAAUCUUGUGAUGAGGACUUCAGGCUAUCGUUCAAUGGAUUAGUGAAAGUUGAGUUUAGGAGAAAGUGACUUGUGAUGAAACCCUUAGGUCAUGUUGCAGUAGAGUUCACUAUUGUAUUAAAGAAUGAUUUCAUUUCAAGUUUCAACCAUUGUAUCGUCACGGAAGUCACUCUUUAAGGGUAAUUUGGAUGGUAGGUUCAAUUAGUUGGGUGUCCCUAUCAUUUUCUUGUUUAUUAAAUAUGGAAGUUGGGUCUUAAGAUAAGUUUCGGAUGUAAAUAGACAAAACUCGAAUGUCUACCCUAAUGGAUUAAUCCCACGGCAGUAGCCACCACUAACUCAUUAAGGUUCUUGCAACUUGCUGUUCUGGUGGUGACAAUAUGAAGAGAAAUGAAAAGCUGUUUAUCCUACUUUA